This is a messenger RNA of Nothoprocta perdicaria, 1725 nucleotides long. It is a transcript of the gene SYTL1, whose product is annotated as synaptotagmin like 1. NCBI's taxonomy places the organism in Eukaryota, Metazoa, Chordata, Aves, Tinamiformes, Tinamidae. Gene Ontology annotation, cellular component: exocytic vesicle; plasma membrane. Gene Ontology annotation, molecular function: small GTPase binding; neurexin family protein binding. Bases 4 to 1725 code for a protein of 573 amino acids. The transcript is spliced from 13 exons. Gene Ontology annotation, biological process: exocytosis; intracellular protein transport. The record is from RefSeq and is a predicted model, not a curated record.
GCCAUGGAUGCGGAGGCGGCGGCGCUGCUGGACCUGAGCUUCCUGACGCUGGCGGAGCGCCGCGCCAUCGCCGAGGUGCUGCGCCGCGACGCGCAGCUGCGCCGGCGCGACGAGGGCCGCGUCAGGCGGCUCCGCAAGUCGGUCUCGGACCCGGCGCGGCUCAAGAGCCUCACGGGCGACUGGUUCUGCGACGUGCGCGCCCGGCGCCACCAGCAGCCGCUGGGCUCCGAGCUGGUGCGCGCCUCCAUCCGCCGCCGCCGCCCGCGGGGUACGCAGGGGACGGGGACAGCGCGGGGACGGCCCCGAGCGCAGCCCCGUGAGGUCCUGCUGUGCCCCGGAGCAGGGGGGACGGAGCUGGAGGCCAUCGGAGAGCCCUGGGCCGAGGACAGGGAGGACGAGGACAGUGCGGCGGAGACUGAGGACAGCCUCUCCAGGGAGGAGGUGCUGGGGGCAGCAGAGGUCCAGCCCUGCGACGUCUCCCCGCCGGCCGCUGCUCUGGAGGUGACGCCGCUGUCACAGUCCCUGCGGGAGCCUGACAUCCCGCCGGGGCAGCAGGACAUCCCGCUGCAGCCGGGCAACCGACGGGACGGCAGCCCCCUCGGCCCCUCCAGCGCGGAGGAAGAGGAGGAAGAGCCUUCACAUGCGCUCAGCACCCCCAGUGCCGGGCAGGUGGGGUGGCCAACGUCCCCAAGCCGGGUGUCCCCCCAGGACGUCCCCGGCAGCCAGCUGAGCGCCAGCUCCUCGGUGUCCAGCCUCAGCUCCUCCACGCUCAGCAGCAGCCUCGUGAGCCUGUACAGCGAGGGCGAGCUGGGCCGCGUGGCCGUGCGCGGCGGUGUGCAGGUGGCCCUGCGCUACGAGCCGGCUGCCAAGGAGCUGCACGUGCACGUGCUGCGCUGCCGGCAGCUCGCCGAGGCGCGGCGGCAGCGCUCCGACCCGUACAUCAAAACCUACCUGCUCCCGGACAAGUCCAGCCACGGCAAGCGCAAGACCUCGGUGCGCAAGCGCAGCCUGGACCCCGUCUUCAACGAGACCCUCAAGUACAAGCUGGAGAAGACAGAUCUGCAGGGCCGGACCCUGAACCUGUCCGUGUGGCACCACGACAGCCUGGGCAGGAACCUCUUCCUGGGCGAGGUGGAGAUCGCGCUGGGCGCUUGGGACUGGGCCAACACGCGGCCCGAGUGGUUCGACCUGCAGCCCCGGACACCCGUCAGCCCCGGUGACCUCGCCAGCCACGGCCACCUCAACCUGGCGCUGAAGUUCAUCCCCGCCGGCUCUGAAGGCGCGGGGCUGCCGCCCACGGGCGAGCUGCACAUCUGGGUGAAGGACGCGCGGAGCCUCGCGCCCCUGCGCCGCGGCACCGUGGACGCCUUCGUGCAGUGCUACGUGCUGCCCGACGACAGCAAGGCGAGCCGGCAGAAGACGCGCGUGGUGAAGCGGAGCCUCAACCCGCUCUUCAACCACACCAUGGUCUACGACGGCUUCCAGGCCAAGGACCUGGCUGAGGCGUGCGCCGAGGUCACCCUGUGGCACCGCGAGGCCUUUGCCAAGCGCCCGCUGGGCGGCAUCCGCCUCAGCCUGGGCACGGGGAGCAGCUACGGGCUGCCCGUGCCCUGGAUGGACUCGACGGCGGAGGAGCGCGGCGUGUGGGGCCGCGUGCUGGCGCAGCCGGGGCGCUGGCUGGAGGCGCUGCUGCCGCUGCGCUCCGACCUGGCGCCCCGCGCAUAG